AUGGCGACCUCCAGGACGAGCAGAUGUCACAAAUGUCGAAAGGCAAACACCUCCGAGACCGCUCGACGAAGGAGCACGCACUGCUCACACAAAAUCUGCGACCUCUGCUUUCAGCAUGAAAUGUGGACUGCAUCGACCACUCAGCGAGCCCUGUUGUGCCCCGUAUGCAGCGUGCCAAUCGUGGACAGCGAUGAGGCUGCCACGACUGAAGCUUCUCAAAGGAAGCAGCUCGACAACAUGAUUGACAGUGCACAGGCACCAGACUUUGCCACCUGCAUGGCAGAACACCAGCUGCAUCAACUGGGCGACAACAAUGUGUACUGCCGCAAGUGCGAAGAACUGAUUCGGCGUGUCGAACUUGCGAGCAGAGAGCAACACGGAUCGUGGCAGGACGGCACGAGUGAAGUGAAAACGGAAGGAAGAGCAGGUUGCAAAGACCCAUAG
Messenger RNA from Salpingoeca rosetta, 444 nucleotides. RefSeq lists its product as uncharacterized. NCBI's taxonomy places the organism in Eukaryota, Choanoflagellata, Craspedida, Salpingoecidae. The record is from RefSeq and is a predicted model, not a curated record. The transcript is spliced from 3 exons. Bases 1 to 444 code for a protein of 147 amino acids.